GUAUGGCAGAACAUUCACGUUUGGCCCAUGGACGUGGUCGAAGCGGGCAGUAGUAGCCACCACCGCAUUCCAUUUCACAUACAAUCGUGGCUGGACGACGUUGAGAAUUUCGAUACCGCUGAAGUUGGAAUGGUGGACUUUUCGUUGGAGGAUAGGGGUGGGUACAUUGGAAUUGCAACUGGAAUGAUAACCCGAGUGGGUUGUGGUCGGGCGUUGUACAGUGUUGAGACGUGGUACCACCACCACCAGGGGAUGGGAAAUUCACUGUCGUCGAUGGGGAACGGCUUGGAGAUGCACGGAGUGAACAACAACUCAACUGCACCAAGUGCCAACCUACACUCGACUGAUACCGGUAACCGACUCGAGGUUCUCGUCUGCAAUUACGGACCUAUCGAUCGUACAACACCGGGGAAUCUCUACGAGGAUGGAAUGCCCAGUAGUUGUCCCAUGGGAUUUCAGACAAGUCCGAGAUAUGAACAUUUGUGCUCUGCGACAGACGAACAAGAUGACGAACACUGGGAACCGAGUGUACGUAGCGCCAGCAUGGGCCAGCAUUAUGCGGCAUCUCUACUUUUAUUUGCACUUCACAGAUCACUCGUGGAUCUAUUGUCUGAGCGAUAA
This is a messenger RNA of Diachasma alloeum, 621 nucleotides long. RefSeq lists its product as uncharacterized. The record is from RefSeq and is a predicted model, not a curated record. NCBI's taxonomy places the organism in Eukaryota, Metazoa, Arthropoda, Insecta, Hymenoptera, Braconidae. The transcript has 3 exons. The coding region runs from base 28 to 621 and encodes 197 amino acids.